Cyclospora cayetanensis is the source of this 5223-nucleotide messenger RNA. RefSeq lists its product as uncharacterized. Lineage: Eukaryota; Apicomplexa; Conoidasida; Eucoccidiorida; Eimeriidae. The annotation marks the transcript as partial. The record is from RefSeq and is a predicted model, not a curated record. The transcript has 10 exons. Gene Ontology annotation, biological process: regulation of ARF protein signal transduction. Gene Ontology annotation, molecular function: guanyl-nucleotide exchange factor activity.
AGGAGCGCAGUGAGCUGUGAGACCAGCAGCAGGAGCAGCAGUAUCAGCAGCCACCAACCCGUGGGAAAUUCUGAAAGCCGGCAGACCUCCAUCCCUGCCAGCGUUGCAGCGAGCACUGCGCCUUCUGCUGCUUUUUGUGUCGAGAGUUCUCAGAUGAUUUCCGCAGCUGCCACGAGCGUCCACUCGCCCCAGUGGCUGCAGGGGAAGCUACCCGUUGCCACAGCGCUCCCCACGCACGCAGGAGGGGAUUCCACGAUGAGCACAAAGUUUGGCCUCAAGGCUGCACGCGAUCUCGCAUUCGUAGGGGAAGCGGAAACGAUGGCGCCGUCAGCCACCCCCGAUGCUGCUUCUGCAGGAGGUCGCGAUUCGGAGGCGCCUCAUGGUGGUGGUGGUGCUGCUGCUGCUGCGGCCGAUUGCCGGCAUGCUACGAGCAGUCCAAGUGUUGGUUUGUCGCUUUUAGCGGGUUUGGGGAACGUGUUUUUAGGCUUUGGUGCUUCUUCGAGCGGCUUGCCGGCUGCCACUGCUGCGACGGCUGCGGAGUCGGAGAGUAAGUCGGCCCUUCCUCUAGGCAGCUGCCGUGGGGAGGAGCGGCAGCCUCCUCCUGCUCCGGAGAAGGAGGGUGUUGUUGCAUGCGCGAGCGUGCAGGAGCCGCGCACGUUGCCCUCCUCGGAACCAAGUAUCCCUUGCGGUGUCUCUCCAGCUGCCACAGCUGCGGCGACAGCGAAGGGGGGGGGAGUUGGCCUUCCAGCGCCGGCUGUGCGUAGGGAGGCAGCUCCUUGCACAGCGGAGGGGGGCGAUGUCGGCAGUCAGAGUGCUGCCUGUGGAUCUCGUCUUCCUAGCCUGGCGAGUGACUGCGUGCAUGCGCGGAGUGGCACCUUGCCGCGGCUGGAAAGCCUUGGCAGCAGCGGCACUCCAGCGCGAGUCUAUCGCUGGCAUUCCAGCGGCUACGGUGCGUGGGGUGGGGGCAGCUCGACGCGAGGCGUUCCCUCAGGGGGGGAGGCGCGGGUGGGUGGUCGGACGCACUGUGAGAUGAUGCAAGCCCUCAAGAAACAGGCGGAUAUCAAGGCGUCUGUGGACAAGGCAGUGCUUCUUUUCAACAAGGAAGGAAUCCAUGCCGCUCUGCAGUGUCUCGGAGAGAGGAAGCUCAUCGACAGUCAAGACCCUUCGGCGAUUGCCAGGUUUCUCUACGAAACCCCGGGGCUAGACAAGAAAAAGGUCGGGGAGGUGUUGGGUGGCUGCAGUUCCUUCUCGAUGCUGAUUCUGCAGUCGUUUGCUUCUUUGUGUGACUAUCGAGGUCUUUCCAUCGAUGAAGCCUUGCGUCAAUUUCUCUCGAAGUUUAGGCCUCCCGGGGAGGCGCAGCAGGUGUACAGACUCUUGUAUCGGUUUGCCUCACUGUACGUGCGAGACAACGAAGAGCAUGGGCUGGACCUGGAUACGGUUCACUUCCUCGCCUACGCGAUUUUGAUGCUGCACACGGACAGACACAAUCCAAAAGUAAAGCGGAAGAUGACGAAAGAGCAGUUCAGAAAAAUCGUGGCAGCCGGAGGCGCGCAGCUCCCCGAUGAAGUCGUUGACUGCAUGUACGACCGCGUCGUGAUUCACGAGUUCCGACUGAAUAUUACGGAUACGGACAGGGUGUACAGCCGGCUGGUGAACGAUCCGCGGGCCUUGCGGCAUCUGCCUGGCAGUUUUUCCCGCGGAGUUUCGGAGAGCGGAGUCUCGCCGCCUUCUCAGCUGCUGCAGCAGUCACAGCCGCGAAGUGAGAACUACAGCGGCGUUGGAGGAGGUGCCACGGAGAAUAUGGGUAUGUGGGGGGGGGGCAAGAAGAGCAGCAGCAGCGGCAGCAGCAGCAGCAGCAUGGGGGCAGCAGGCGGGUUGGUGUGUUUGGGGGGCCUGAUGAAUCCGCCUUCGACGUCUGAUGCGUCAGGCGUUCUGGCCACUGGAGAGGAGGGCAGCGGCGCGGACGCGAUGGAGUGUAUAGACAGCACGCUGUUUGUCGAGGGGUCAGUCUUUGUGAAGCUUUGUAGAAAUGGUCGCAUGAAGCGCAGGCUUAUCCGGGUGACACCGGAUCACUGCCUCUUGUUGUGGAGUGCCCCGAAUAGCAGCGCGGAAGAGUCGAGCAGCAGGCAGCCGCCGAGUUCGUUGGCGCUUGAAGAGCUGGUGGAUAUUACCGUGGGGUGUCUGUACACGACGGCAAAGAAGUUUGAUUUGACGGAUGAAAUGGAGGCGCGGUGUGUCAGUCUGCAGUUCCUCUCCCGUCGCCUGGAUCUCUUUGCAGCGGGCCUCUCGAAUUCUACGUUUACGCGGUGGAUAGCCUUUUUUCAUCAAAAAGUGGCGCAGCAGCAGCUGCAGCGGCAGCUGCGGCUGCGGCAGGAGCAGCAGCAAAUGAGUCAUCAGAAGCGGCUCUGCCUCCUCAACGAAAGCAGGGCGCGACGCGAGGCAGCCGCCGCAAGGAAACUGGAAGUGUGGCGUGAUGAAGUCUUGCCUUUCUGGGAUGCCAGUUGGACGUGCGAGGCUAUUCCAGUUGCGGCGCCUUCACGGCCUUCUCCUCUUGCGGUGUUUGUGUCUUUUGCGACGACGACAACCUCCGCGCUGAUUCGGCUUCCGCGGUCGAUGGUCUUGAAGCACUUGAACCGCAGCCACAGACUCGGGCUGCUGCAGCGGAGCACUCCUGCGUCGCGGUGUUUUCGGCGAGACACGGUGUCUAUGAGGCGGCUUCGGAAGGGGGUUCAAGCAAGUGCCACGCUGGCCGUCAGCAUGGGCCGCUCCACCUCCAGGCAGCUAAGGAAACUCGCCUCACUCCCAUCUGCGUUGGGGGGCUGCACUGGCCUCUUGUCGGGCUGUGCUGCUAGGAAUCCGGAGGACGCUGCGCAGGAAGAGGCCUUGCACGCCUUCCGGAGAGACAGUUGCUUUUUCAAGAGCCGGCGAUGUCGCCGCUCCCGCGGCUCCUCCUGGAUCGGGGGGGCAGCGGGGGGGUCUUCCGAAGGCAACAUGUCUGCUCUCGCGCAGCAGACUCGCGCAGUUGGCAGCGCUGUUGCUGCGGAAGCAAAUGCCUACAUACAGCUGAGCCAUCUGGGGUCGACGUGGGUUGGUCGCUACAGUCUCGAUCGAGGAAGAAGGAUGGAUACUGCCACGCAUCCCGCUUUCGUGCGGCUCUGGCUCGGCGGGCUUCCUGGCGAACUACGCGGAAAGAUGUGGCUCAUCGCGCUUGGCAAUGAACAAAACAUUGGCGUGCCGCUCUUGGAUGCCCUCAUUCAGCUGGGCAGACUGCAGCAUACCCCUCCGACCAAUAGGGGCAGCAGGGGCAGCAGCAGCAGGGGCAGCAGCAACAGGGGCAGCAGCAGCAGGGGCAGCAGCAGCAGGGGCAGCAGCAGGAGCAGCAGCAGGAGCAGCAGCAGCAGGAGCAGCAGCAGCAGGGGCAGCAGCAGGAGCAGCAGCAGCAGGAGCAGCAGCAGUAGGGGCAGCAGCAGGGGCAGCAGCAGCAGGGUUGGGGGGGUUCUCGAUUAUGCGAGUGGCUAUGUGCUACCGAGUACGAGUAACUGUGUGCCGUUUUCGACGGGAGGGGUCGCUCCUCCUACAUCGCCUGCCGUAGGAGAAGCUCCCGGAGGAGCCAGCCCGAUUCUAGAGGCACUGAGGACGUUGCCGAUAAGGGGCAUUCCGUAUCUUAUGGCGCGCAAGGUGGGAGAGGGGCCCCUCCUGUUGACGACGGCCCUCGAUGAAUUGCGGGAGGAGGGAACGCUUUCGCACGGCGGGGAUCUAGACAUGGGCAGUGCGGAGGGAGGGGCGGGGGGGGCUUUGGCAGAAGAUAUGUCUGCCGAUAAUUUUGCGCCUGUGGCCGUUCCGGCGGGAGAUUCCAAGAAGAAGGGAGUCUCUCCCUCUCGAGGAGCCGCUGCGGAGCAGGGGAAUGGGGGAGCCGGGGGGGCACCAGUGCCUUCCUCCUCUGCGUUGGCAGUGGCGAAGGCUGCGGGAGGUGCGCCGUUUGUUCCCAAGCCGAAACCGCUACCCAGGCAGCUGUCGGGAGACGCUAAAAGGUUCGAAAGGGCGUGGGUGUUGCCUCAAGACUCGAAGGAGAGUGGUCGGACGGCUUCUUCUAAGGCCACCUCUGAAAAAGGCACGGAACGCUCCGCCGAAAGGGGGCCCCCCCCCCCUCUGCCUGGGGGGGCUGCCGCCGUUUUCCAUCCCAAGAAUCGGGGGCAUGCGGCGCUCUUCGAUCCCCCGCGGCAGGCGUUUUCGCUUCAGGAGACAGCAGGCGCUUCCACGGGGACAGGGAGGGGCGGGGGGUCUAGGGAAAGGCCUUCGUCUGUUGAUGGCGCGAGCGGCCCCUCGAGAGGCUCCUGCAAGAUGCGUAGCGCCGGCACGCUGAGCGUUGCAACCGUUGAAAGGGAGAAGAAAAACGUUUCGGGAGGCUCUCCUGGGGGGGGCAUGAGCGCCUUCCCCGCAGGGUCUGCCUCCCUUGCUGCCGAAGUGGGAAGUGGCGGCUUGGCAGCUGUUGAAUCGCCAGCAGGCCUCCCUGUCGUUGCGCCUUCGCCCGGAGGCGGUGUUUGCGAAAAAGCCGAAAUCACAAUUGGGGAGGGAGUUCGCCUCCUCUUGGAAGCCUACGUGUUGUACAGGCCAGACGUGGGCUACGUGCGUGGCAUGGACUGCCUGGCCGCAAUGCUUCUGUGCUUCCUGCCUUUGGAUCUGGCGUUCGUUGCGCUUGCGAAUUUGCUGCCGUCUUUCCAUCUCUUGGAUUUUUUCUGUCCGGCACUCCCUUGCAACAGACGGUCCAUUGCACUCAAGUUUGACUUCUUCGAGUCGAUGCUAAGGCUGCGAUUGCCGCAUCUCUACCGGCAUCUUGCAGGCCUGCAAGUCAUCCCCGAUCUGUAUCUCAUGAGGUGGAUGGAGACACUCUUCUGCAGAACCUUGCCAUUUGCAACACUGUGCCGAACUUGGGACGGCGUCUUGCUCAUGGGAGAGCCAUACUGCUUCCAAGUGGCUUUAGGGCUGCUAAAGUAUCAUGAGUCGGAGUUGCUCUGCAAUUCUUUCGAGGGUUGCCUCUCCAUCCUCAAUCGUCAUGCCCAACCAACCGCAGACGAAGACGGAACUUUUGAUGCUCCCAGGUUCUUCAAGUGUGUGGAGGUGUGCCGGAUAGACAGCCACCAAUAUGGCCGUUGGGUAGCGAAUCAAAGGAUGAGCGAAGAAAAGGCCGAGCUGCUCGAGCUCGUGGCUUGCAGCACCGUUUGA